Messenger RNA from Colletotrichum higginsianum IMI 349063, 1920 nucleotides. RefSeq names its product Flavin-binding monooxygenase-like protein. The coding region runs from base 1 to 1920 and encodes 639 amino acids. The transcript has 2 exons. Gene Ontology annotation, molecular function: monooxygenase activity; flavin adenine dinucleotide binding. The record is from RefSeq and is a predicted model, not a curated record. Lineage: Eukaryota; Fungi; Ascomycota; Sordariomycetes; Glomerellales; Glomerellaceae.
AUGGCAGGAACCUAUGCGAAAAGCGAACGGGUCGAGCCCGGCUCGGUCAACCUCCCGCCCCGCGCGUACCCCCCAUCGGUGCGCUCAACAUCCGUCGAUGCGGGGGAGGUCGCGGCGAACGUCAUCAAGGCCUUCAACGCCGCGCUGAGGUCCAAGAACUACAAGGACCUCGCACAGCUCUUCGUCUCCGACGGCUAUUGGAGGGACCACCUGGCCCUCUCGUGGGAUUUCCGCACGCUGAAGGGGAGAGACAAGAUCCAGAGCUUCCUCGGCCAGUCGUGCCGGCUGCGGGAGGUCUUCAUCGACGCCUCGACGUCGUUCCGGGCGCCGCACUUCGCCCCCGUCGACGCCCACGGGAAGGUGCAGUGCCUGCAGUUCUUCAUCAAGGCCAGCACCGACGUCGGGCCGGCCGAGGGCGUGGUGCGGCUGAUCGAGUCCGGCGAGAAGUGGGAGAUCUUCACCUUCUUCACGGCGCUCCGCGAGUUGAAGGGCCAUGAAGAGCCGCUGCGCCACCGGAGGGAGAAGGGGGUAGAACACGUGCGUCAGCGGGAGAGUAAGAACUGGAAGGAGAAGCGGGAGGACAGCAUCAACUACGUGGACAGCGAACCUACGGUUGUGAUUGUUGGCGCCGGCCAAGCCGGCCUCACAGUCGCCGCACGGCUCAAGAUGCUCAACAUCAACGCGCUCGUCAUCGACAAGAACGGCCGGGUCGGCGAUAGUUGGCGCAAGCGGUACCACCAGCUCGUGCUGCACGACCCCGUGUGGUACGACCACCUCCCGUACAUCAGCUUCCCGGAGCACUGGCCCGUCUUCACGCCCAAGGACAAGAUGGCCGAGUUCUUCGAGGCCUACGCGAACCUGCUCGAGCUCAACGUCUGGAUGUCGACGACGCUCACGGGGUCGUCCUGGGACGAGGCGAGGCAGCAGUGGUCCGUCACGCUCGACCGGCAGAGGCCCGACGGGACGCGGGAGACGCGGACGCUACGGCCGCGGCACGUCAUCCAGGCGACGGGCCACUCGGGCAAGAUGUUCUUCCCGGACAUCAAGGGCAUGGACAGGUUCCGGGGCGACCGGCUCUGCCACAGCUCCGAGUUCCCCGGCGCGAGGCCGGACUCGAGGGGCAAGAAGGCCGUCGUCGUCGGGUCGUGCAACUCGGGCCACGACAUCGCGCAGGACUUUUACGAGAACGGGUACGACGUGACCAUGGUGCAGCGCAGCUCGACGUCGGUGGUGUCGUCGAGCUCCAUCACGGACAUCGGGCUCAAGGGCCUCUACGACGAGGACGCGCCGCCCGUCGACGACGCCGACCUCUGGCUCUGGAGCCUGCCGGCGGAGCUGUUCAAGGCGCUGCAGGUCGGCAUGACGGAGCUGCAGAACGCCAACGACGCCGACCUCCUCGCAGGCCUCGACCGGGCCGGGUUCAAGCUGGACAUGGGCCCCAGCGGCGGCGGCUUCUUCACCAAGUACUUCCAGCGCGGCGGCGGGUACUACAUCGACGUCGGCUGCAGCCAGCUCAUCAUCGACGGGGCCAUCAAGAUCAAGGGCGGGCAGGAGAUCGCCGAGGUGCUCCCCGGGGGCCUGCGGUUCGCCGACGGGACGGAGCUCGAGGCGGACGAGGUCGUCUUCGCGACGGGGUACCAGAACAUGCGGACCGAGGCGCGCGGCAUCUUCGGCGACGCCCUGGCGGACCGGGUCGGCGACGUCUGGGGCUGGGACGACGAGGGCGAGUUCCGGGCCAUGUGGCGCGGCUCGGGCCAUCCGGGCUUCUGGUUCAUGGGCGGCAACCUCGCGCUGUGCCGGUACUUCUCCAAGAUGCUCGCGCUGCAGAUCAAGGCGAGAGAGGAGGGCAUCGACCAGGGGCAGCAACGGUCGACGACGAGGGGGGUUCUGGGGCUGGUGGGCGGUGUUCCCAAGCUGUGA